CCCUGACUGCCGCCGCCGCUACCACCGUCGCCGUCGCUACCACCACCGCCGCCGCUGCCCUUGCUGCGCCGCCGCUGCCCUUGCUGCGCCGCCGCUGCCCUGGCCGUGACCGUGACCACCGCCGCUGUCGCCGCACCGUGGCCGUGACCGUGACCGCCGCCGCUGCCCUUGCUGCCCCGCCGUGGCUGUGACCGCUGCUGCGUCGCUGGUGUCGUGACUGUCGACGCCAACGUCUCUGCUGACGCCUCCGCCGCCGCCGACGUCCGACCACCGACGCCGACGUCCGCCGCCGUCGCCUCUUCUCGGCGCGCGCUGCCAAGCGCGGCCCUCUGCUUCCGCCGCGUCCUGCUGCUUCCGCAGCUCCCGCCCUUCCGCCGUUGAUCCCCGACUGCGUCAUCUCACCUCUUCUCUCGGUUGCUGUUGUGUGUGUUCUUUGGCAGCCACUUCUACCUCGUGAUCAUGGCUGACUCGUCUUCUUCUUCAGUCAACACUACUCUGCCUGAUGUUGUGUCUGCGCGGACUGAUCAUGUACCGGUUCAGGUUACCACCAUUCAACUUACCAAGGAGAACUAUUCCCGAUGGUCUGCUGCGAUUACCAUGGGGAUUGCUGGGCGAGGACGCAUUGCCUAUGUGAAUGGGAGAAAGGUUGAACCUGCUGCAGAUAGUCUGGCUUGGGAUACAUGGUUUCUUGAAGACAACCAGGUCAAAACCUGGAUUGUCAAUUCAGUGUCCCCGGAUAUCCAACCCCUCAUUCUUCGUAAGAAGACUGCAAGGGAUAUGUGGAUUAUUUUGGAGCAGAUGUAUGGCCAAAAGAAAAGGAAAGUUCGUGUGUAUCAACUUAUGAAGGAUGUGUAUUCCCUGCGACAAGGUGCUCUCUCGGUUGCAGACUUUUAUGCAGCAUUAAAAUCUAAGUGGGAGGACCUUGACUAUCACUCUGAUAUUCCAUAGAGGUGUCCUCACGACCAGAUGCAGUACAUGACUGAUAAAUGGGAAAACAGGGUAUUCCUUUUCUUAUCUGGACUGAAUGAUGACUUUGAAAAUAUAAGGGGUCAGAUUCUUAACUCUGACGAAUCAUUUAGUAUUGAAGAUGUCUAUUCCCGUGUUGAAGCUGAAGAACAGAGAAGGCUGCUCUCUAGUGGACGAAAGGGGGAAGAACAGUCUGCCUAUGUUAGCCGUGCCCCUGUUGGAACUCCUCGUUCUUCCCGAAAAUGUACUCAUUGCAAAAAACUUGGUCAUACUAGGGAUUUUUGUUGGGACCUGUAUCCAGAGAAGAAGGAUAGUAGGGGGAGGUCUUCGAGUGGGAAGAAGCCUGUAUCGUCUGCAACAAGUCUGAGUGAUGGGAAAGGUUCUAUUUCUGCAGAGCAGAUUCGUGAGCUACGAGCAUAUUUGAGCAAGAUUGAUGUUGGUCAGGCAGAUACACCAGAUGAGGUGAAGAUCAAUCAGGCAUUGGCUGUUUCAGGGGGAGAAGGACUUGGUGACAGGGAAGAGGAUUGGGAUUGGUUUGGUGUCUGAUGGGCUGUAUCGGCUUCCUAUACGCGUUGUCACAGCUCUUAUGUCAGCAGUCUGCAGAACAGAGAAGAAGGAGGAA
This is a messenger RNA of Nymphaea colorata (pocket water lily), 1588 nucleotides long. RefSeq lists its product as uncharacterized. Bases 967 to 1512 code for a protein of 181 amino acids. The record is from RefSeq and is a predicted model, not a curated record. Lineage: Eukaryota; Viridiplantae; Streptophyta; Magnoliopsida; Nymphaeales; Nymphaeaceae. The transcript is spliced from 2 exons.